ACAACAUUGCACUGUGUCAGCCUGAUGUUAGGGCGCUCAGAAAAAUGGUGGGCACAAGGAGCGGUAGAGGAAGUACCCCGGCUCCCAACAACACAGCCAAAUUUAUCCCUGGUCUCUCUGAAGCAUCACUGCCUCCAAUCCAGCGGCCUCAAGAUUGGGACCUGGCCAGAGAAAACAGCCGCAACCCCAACCUGCUUCGUCCACCUCUGAGGCCCCACAACCGAAAUACCGGUGCCAGAUGCCAUCUGUCAAAAAACAAACAGUAAAAUCCCGCAAUUUUAGGGAUGGAUCAAAUAUCAAUGGAAGGAUUAGAAAAAGAACUACAAAGGCUUUUCGCCGGCGGCACCUCUGAUGAUUACGUAAAAUGUGCCGCAAAGAAAUUAACUGACUUAACAGGAACUGACGUCGCAGACGUUUUCCAGAAGCUAGCAUAUGGAGUUGAUAUACUGUCUAAAUUGACUGGGUGCUCUACAGUACCCGUAUUAUCGUUUACACUUUCCUUGUCAGCUCUGUCUUCGAUGUUCAAGAAAAUCGGAUCAAAUCUAAAAUCUGCUGAUGCCCCUGUAGAAGAAGAUAGUAUAUUUGUAGCAUUAGAACGCUACGGAGAUUCAGAGUUAACAGCAGAAGCAGCUUGUUUGGUUGAUUUGCUUUUCAUUAAAAAUGCUUAUUUUGGUGAGAUCAACGAACAAGCUCACGAAAAUAUUGUUAACAGUUUGGAAGACAAAUUUCCAACCAACGACAUAGUGAAGUUCAUGGGCAAACUGAAAGCAAAAACGCACGAGCUACUGACGACGUCGGAUCCACAGUCUGCCCGCCGGGCAUCGGUCUAUAUCAAUCUGUAUUUUCGUUUGGCAAAUCUCCGUACGAUAGUGUUGUGGCAGGUUUUCUGCAUUAAACAGCGAAGCAACUAUGAUCAGCAAAGUACUCGAGGGGUUCUCGCCAUGAUAAAUGAAGGUAAAAAAUCAGACAUGGAAGUUAUGAGAUAUGUAACGGAAACAAGUUUCCAAAAAGCAGUGUUUCAUACAAUAUUCCACCCGACAAAAAACGAAAAUUUUAUGCAUUUUAUUUGCAUUCAUAGAAUAAGAAUUCCAAGCUUAGGUCAUGAUAAAAAGUUCUGUCGUCGGAAACAUUUCAUUCGCUCUUCAAAAUUGCCGGACAAUAGAUUUGAAAUGAUGUCACCUAAUAGGGAUUUUAUUGGUGGAAGCCAAAACUCGUCUUUUGCUUGUAAAUUUUAUUUGGAACCGGUGCGAAAUCGGAAGUUGGACGGUAUAUUUUACAUGAGAUCAGUGAAGUGGUCAGACUCCUACGUUUAUAUGGACAAAGAUGGAAAGUGUGUUUCUGUUUCAGACAAACCGGGGUCCGAAGGGCAAUGGAAGGUCGUCCGAUUGGGAAAUGAAGGGCUCCUGCCGCAGUUCUUAUUUUCCUCCAUUAAAUGGCCCUGUAAAUUUCUGUUCUUGAAAUCGUGUUGGAGAACCUUUUCUAUAGAGGGCACGGAAAAUUUGAAAGCAUCAAAGGAAAACUGUUUGUGGGAAAUUCUUGACAUAUAGACAGCUCAAGAUUUUUAGAAUCAUAAAUACUUUAUUUUGCAUUAAUUAUUAUCGUUCAUCGUUUCCAAAGAUAAGAAUAUCUGCAAAUGGAAAGGAUACCCAGGAUUAUACUGAUAUACAUGUAUUUGUUGUGUGUUCUGGGAGUUUGGAAGAGAUUUGUAAGACCUACAUAUUAUGCACCUAUAUAAUGUAACUACUUAAAACAUGUUAUUAGCGAUCUGAUUUAAAAUGCAAUUUUAGAUGUAAAAUUUAUAUGGAAUCUUUUUGAUAUAGCUAAUGAGUAAAGCUCGAUAAUCGUUUGUUAUUUGCAUUUUUGUCUAAAACUUCAUAAUUAAUUUUUAUGUCUCAAAACUCACUUUCCUGGGAUACUGCGAUAUUGUUAUAAUCUAUAUGUGUAAGAAAAAACUGUAUAGUUAGGUGUGGUAAUAUAACUAAAACUUUCAGUGGCGUCAAACAUGAUAGCAAAGAAGUAAAUUCUUAUUGUAAAUGUUGUCUAGAUGUGUUAAAAUGAUUCAACAUGAGUUAAUUUAAUGCUUUGAUUGCGUUAAUAUAAUCUUUUUCUUCUAUUUCUGAUUCAGACUUGAUUAAAACAUGUUAUAAGAAUUACACACUUUAUCCCCCCCACAAAUAGUUUGGUUGUGUUAAGAGUUGUCAUGAAAUCUAACAUUUAUUAAACGUACUAGUAAUUUACAACGCCAACGGUUAUUGCUGCAUAAUUGUUUGAAUUUUGUCUUCUGGUGCAUUAGCUAAAUGAUACAGAUUUAAAAAUAUUUUAAACACAAUAUGUUCAUUUUUAUAUCCAAGCAAAAAUAUAUACCACACAUUAACGAUGUGUUUUUAUGCUUUAUAGAGAUAAACAACACCACGUCAUUGUGUUAAAAAAUCGGAAUACAUUAUGUGAUAGGUUGCGAGAAAUCGUUUCUAAAACAAAAUUUAGUUCCAUGUUAAUGAAAUGAAUGCACACAUGAGAGUCAUGGAUGACUUAGUUUAGUUUGACUACACUUCCAAUCAAACCCUUGAAAAGUUGGUUCUUUUUUUAUUUAGUUCCUUUUGUGUCUUUUAUUUUGUUUAAACGUUUGUAUUUUGAAGAACGAAGGACUGAUUAUUCUAUUCGUUUUAUCGCACCGAUUUAAUAAAUAUCUCUACAUAUAAAACUGA
Messenger RNA from Magallana angulata, 2705 nucleotides. RefSeq lists its product as uncharacterized. The coding region runs from base 285 to 1547 and encodes 420 amino acids. NCBI's taxonomy places the organism in Eukaryota, Metazoa, Mollusca, Bivalvia, Ostreida, Ostreidae. The transcript has 3 exons. The record is from RefSeq and is a predicted model, not a curated record.